This is a messenger RNA of Bipolaris zeicola 26-R-13, 1251 nucleotides long. RefSeq lists its product as uncharacterized. NCBI's taxonomy places the organism in Eukaryota, Fungi, Ascomycota, Dothideomycetes, Pleosporales, Pleosporaceae. Gene Ontology annotation, molecular function: ADP binding. The transcript is spliced from 4 exons. The record is from RefSeq and is a predicted model, not a curated record. The coding region runs from base 1 to 1251 and encodes 416 amino acids.
AUGGAAGUAGCGACGGGCGAGUAUCUACAACAUCAGGCGCAGAAGUUUCGGGUGCAGGACUGCAUUAAGAACCUACAGCAGAAGCAGAGUAUCUCUAUCGUUGGACUUAGAGGGAUAGGCAAGACACAGUUAGCCCUACAGUUUGUGUAUACUGUUAAGGAGACAUGGCAAGACUACUCGGUCUUCUGGCUGCCUGCGCUAAGCAUGGAGAGCUUUGAGCAGGCAUGUGCAGACGUGGCAAAGGCGCUGCACAUACCACAAGCAGCAGACAAAGAAGAAGACACGAAAGAGCUGGUGCAGGAAUGGCUAAGCACAGAGCGAGCAGGGAAGUGGCUAUUAGUGUUGGAUAAUGCUGAUGACCCGGGCGUGCUAUCCGGGAGCAGAGAAGCCAAGGGUAUCGUCGACUACCUGCCACAAAGCGAGGAGGGCGUGACAGUGUACACGACACGCACGUUCGAGGUGGCUGUGUCGCUCAGCGGCAGCGACGUGCUGGAGCUUGGAGCAAUGAGUCAGCCUGACGCAGCUGAUUUCCUUGAGAAGUCGCUGAUUCGAAAAGAGCUGCGAGACGAUAGCGCGAGAGGCCAGCUGCUUGAAGAGCUUGCCUACCUACCACUAGUCAUCGCGCAGGCAGCAGCAUACCUAGAUGUAAACCGCAUGUCGAUUAGGAUGUACUUGAAGCUGCUGCGGAGCACAGAGCAGGGGAUAGUUGGCCUUAUGAGCGAAGAGUUUCGUGAUAAUACGCGAUACAGAGGAUCGGCGAAUGCGGUGGCUACAACGUGGUUAGUAUCGUUUAGACAGAUCCGCGAGCGCAGUGCAGCUGCGGCAGAGCUGCUAGAGUUCAUGUCGUGCAUCGAGUGGAAGGCAAUCCCACGAUCGCUGUUGCCAAGAGCAGGGCUGGAGGAGGAGAUGGAAGUGGCUAUCGGGAUGCUCUCUCGGUACUCGUUCCUCACACGACGAGAGGAUGAUGAAGAUAACGAGGACAAGGACGAGGAUGACGAGGAGGAGCAGGAGGAGUGGUACGAUAUGCAUCGUCUAAGAGCAUAUUUGCCUCAUGUACUACGGCUUCUCGAGAGCGAAGAGGUAGAUAAAGCUAAACCACGGGCGGGGUUGUGUCUGCUAGUCAGGCGGUGUUUAGGGAUGGAAGGCAGGACGCGGGAAGCAGUCAAGAAGGCGGUAGAGCUGCUAGAGCACGUCGUCAAGGUGCGGGAGAUAACGCUAGCAGAGACUCACCCUAAUCAGUUAGGGUCGUAG